AUGGCCGACUCGGCACCCGCCGGCAAGCACGACGCGAGCGACGUAGGCAGUGUGAAGUGUGAGGUUGUUAGUGGGGUGGCGAAAUGGGGGAACCCGCUGGAAGCGCUGCUGGCGACACUCGGCCCCUUUGGCCUUUACCAGCGCUUUGUGGUGGUUCUCCUUCUGAUUCCCAACCUCCUGGCGCCGAUGUACACCUUCAAUUACGUGUUCGUGGCUGACCGCGUGCCUUUCAGAUGCAUUGUCCCGGAGUGCGAAUGGGGCCAACCACAGUUCAGUAACUCCACAGUGGAGCAGCUGCUGCCACCAGAUGAGUGCGUCCGCUAUGCCCCGCUGGAGCCCGACGUGUCGUCAUGCGAUGCGCAGGACUUUCAUCAAAACAACACUGUACCAUGUGAGGGAUUUGUGUAUGAAAACCAUGACACUGUAUAUGCUGAGUUCGGGUUAGCGUGCCGUGAGUGGCGCCGCACCCUGGUGGGCACGGUGCGCAAUGCGGCGCUGCCGCUGGCGCUCGUGCUGACCGGUUACAUCUCAGACAGAUGGGGUCGGCGCACAGCUUUCUGCAUAUUUGCAGCGUUCGCGGGCGCGCUGGGCGUUGCCAAGUCCUUUGCGAACACCUACAACAUUUACAUAACCCUCGAGUUUUUUGAAGCAGCUCUCGGCUACGGUUUUAACAGCGCUGCGUAUGUUAUGAUGAUAGAGCUGGCGCGUCCCUCACUCCGCGCCGCGUUCGCUUGCGCGACCGGAGUGGCCUACGGCAUGGGCGGUGUCCUAUUCGCCGUGGUCGCGCGGUACCUGCCCCACUGGCGGGACCUUCUGCGGGCCAUACACACGCCGGCGCUGCUCCUGCCCAUGUACUGGCUGAUAUUGGACGAGAGCGUGCGCUGGCUGCACGCAACGCAGCAAACUGAUAAGGCUAAAACUGUCAUCAAUAAGGCCGCUAGAUGGAAUAAGGUAACUUUAGACGAGACAUCUGUAAGAAACGCUCUAGAUUCAAACACAGCUCAAGAUGAAGGCCCAAAAGAAAAUGCCUGGUUAAGCCUCUUGAAGUCUCGAGUACUGAUGGUGCGGUUCAUGGCCUGCUGCUUCUGCUGGAUCGCCGCCGCCUUCGUGUACUACGGCCUCACGAUUAACUCGGUGGCACUCUCUGGCGACAAAUACACUAACUUUGCCCUAAACAUGGUGAUGGAUAUCGUCGCGUCGCUUCUCAUUAUGAUGGCUCUGGAACGCAUUGGCCGGAGGAUCAGCAUAUGCGUGGCCUUCGUGCUCUGUGGUAUUUCGUCCAUGAUACCAAUGUUUACAUCAAACACAGCGACCCACCAGUCAGUCUACUUCAUGGGCAAGCUGUCCAUCACGUUCGCGUUCAACUCCCUGUACGUGUUCACCGCCGAGCUGUUCCCCACGUCGGUGCGCAGCUCGGCACUCGCGGCCACUUCGCUCGUGGGCCGCUUGGGAUCCAUCCUCGCGCCGCAGACGCCGCUACUGAAUCCCACAAUACAAACCCUGUUGUACACUGGAUGCUCGCUGCUAGCGGCCGCAGCAGUGGUGCUGGUCCCGGAGACACGGCGGGCGCCGUUGCCGCAACACGUGCGCCAAGCGGAACGCCUGCGCAAACUGGCAACACCGCGCGCUUCCACCACCCACCCGCCGCCGCCACCUGUCCCCUCCUUCACUAGGAUAUCUCAGUCUAGCUGAUUUAGGAUAUAGGCUACUUAGCAAUGUGCUAUCUUGAUAAAUGUUAAGGUAAUUUAUUGUUAAAGUAGAACUAGAAAGGCAGCAUUGAAAGAGCAAAACAACGGGUCAUAAAGCUUGGGCUAUUAGUACUGCGGUGACUCUCGAAUAGGAUUUUUCUUCC
Messenger RNA from Zerene cesonia (dogface butterfly), 1852 nucleotides. RefSeq names its product organic cation transporter protein-like. Gene Ontology annotation, cellular component: membrane. Gene Ontology annotation, molecular function: transmembrane transporter activity. The transcript is spliced from 8 exons. Gene Ontology annotation, biological process: transmembrane transport. Lineage: Eukaryota; Metazoa; Arthropoda; Insecta; Lepidoptera; Pieridae. Bases 1 to 1692 code for a protein of 563 amino acids. The record is from RefSeq and is a predicted model, not a curated record.